Molecule: messenger RNA, 698 nt
Organism: Corylus avellana
Lineage: Eukaryota; Viridiplantae; Streptophyta; Magnoliopsida; Fagales; Betulaceae
Source: RefSeq, a predicted model, not a curated record
AUGCUUUUAGUGAGGGGUAUAAAAAGGUAUCCUUAUCUUUUACAGGUCAAUCUAAAACCAAGAGUUCCGACCAAAUUAGUUUGUGCUGAGCAUCUUGAAUUAAGAAAAGAAAUAUUGACUCUACUUAAUCUCCAGAAGCAGUUACAAUAUAAGGAGGCAGAAGGUUCAUCUUUUCGAGAUGGUUCAUACGCUGAUACACCAGGCACUCCUAAGCGCUUAUACCGUGGUGGGGAUCAGGAUCGGACAUUUGUUCCCGACAUGAGUUUUGGAGGGGAAAGGGUUGGCAAAAGGGACCAGAAACGCAAGGCACCUGGGAGGUUAUCAGAAGCUCCAUCAUCACCAGCUCAGUCUAAAAGGCCUAGAAAAUUUAAGGCAUCAGAUCUAUAAAAUAAUAAAUCUAGCUGCGAGGAAGCAAAUGAACUUCCAAUGAAGUAGAAGCAGAAGAAGGAAGUUUUUGGUUGCAGAAUUCUUCCUCCUGUUUCGUGGGAAGCAGACGUGGAAGCACUAACUCAAGACCAUCUCAUCAAUUCAUCAUAAUGUAGUUAAGUUUAGGCCGCAAUGCUUUUAGUGAGGUGCAGAAAUCAGAGAUCUUUGUGAAUGAUGAUUUUUUUGUACAUAACUAGUGUUUGGCCCAUGUGAUGCAACAAUGUUACCGUUUCUGACCAAUUUAAAUUGAUCCUCGACUACAUUUCUAAGCU